AUGAAUCCAGCAACCUUCCAGAACCCCAUGGGCAUGAUGCCGCAGCAGCAGCCCGCCCACGUCCAGCUCAAGGGUCAGGUCCUGGCUCGCAUGCGGCAACACAGUUCGACCUUGACCGGCUGGCAGAGCACCCUGGGGGCCGACGCGCGCACAAACGCCGUCUGGCAACUCUACAGCUUGUUGCGCCUCGCAAGGCCGGGCGUCCCCGACAGCGCUCUCCUCAACCAGGCCAUGCAGCACGAGUCGGGCAUGCUGAGCACGUCGCAGUCCAAGGAAGAGUACCUCACCAAAUUCAAGGCCGCGUCGCAGCGGCUGACCGAACUGCGAGCCAAAAAUGCCGACCAAGCCUCCAUGGCCAUGCAGCCUAACAACUCCAUGGCAGCUUCACAAAUGGGCAUGAUGCACCAGACGCCCAUGCAAGCCACCGGCUCGAACCAGGGACAGAACGCUUUCCACCAGCCCUACCCGGCUCACUUGCAGCACCAGAUGCAGGCCUCACCUCUGCCCAUGACCCAGAACCCGUCCUCGACCGGCAUGGACAACUCCAACAUCCCGUCGCAGGUCCAGCAGCAAGGCAUGCAGCAACCUCAACCAAAUCUCCAGUUCGGGCCCGAAGACCAGCAGAAAAUCACCGAAAUCACUCGUCAGCUACGCCAACGCUUACGACCUGAGGAUGAGAAUAGGAUCAGGACCGAGCUCCAAAGCAUGCCCAUAGAGAAACGUCAGGCACUCGAGCAGCGCAACAUCGACCCCAUAAUGUGGCGUCUACGUCAGAAUGCCAUGCGACUCUACGCCGCGCAGAAGCGUGCGGCCCAGACUGGUGGUCAAAUGGGUCAGCAACCAAACCAAGGCCCGGGCAUGGCUGGCAGAGGAAUGCCGAAUCCGAUGAUGCAGCGCACUCCGCAAAUGGGAAACACAACACCGCAGCAGAACGGCAUGGGAGGCGGCGCCGAGUUUGAUUACGCUCAGCUCACGAGUCAGCAAGCUGAUGCGGUGCGCUCUGCGCAAGCUGGCCAUGACGUGGUCCCUGCCAGCAACAACCCUGGCAUGGGCCAAAUGGGCGGUUUCAACGCCAUGGCCGGUGGCCAACCAGGACAAAUGGGCGCACAAGGCAGGAAUCCGGCUCAGCAACCCCCAGGCUUCAACAUCCACCAGGCCCAGCGAGAUAACGCCAUCCGGCAAAUCCAGGCACAAGCUCAAGCUCAGGCGCAGGCAGCCCGGGCCCAGGGAAUGACCCCACAACAGCUUGCUCUCAUGGGCCAGAGGCCUGGCUUCAACAUGCCUCCGGGCGGUCCACAGAACACUGCUGGCAUGUCAUUGCUGACACGGCCUAUGAUGCCUCCCGGUCCUGGAGGUAAUGGCACCCCGCAGCCAAGGCCUCCGCAAGCUGGCGGUCAAAUGCCACCCCAGAAUUUCGGACAAGGAGCACCAGGGAUGAGCCAGGCCGCACGAGCACUCCAGGAAGCGCACAUGAGGGCAGCAGCAGCUCAGACCCAGUUGCCUGGCGGCCCAAUCACUGCACGAGCAAGCCUCAUACCCGCCAACGUACCCGGCCCAGUCCGACAAAAGAUGCUGGAGGUGCCCGAGGAUCAAUUCAGAGCGCUUCUGACGAAGUGGUUCAACGCUAAUGGCAACCGGCCUCCGUUCGGACCCAACGCCAACAUGUCGCAACCUGGCGCGCAGAUGGGCCCUCAGCAGGGUAAUCCAGGCGGAAUGUCCAUGAUGGGUCCCAAUGCUAAUAUGCCACCGUUCAUGCAACAAGGCCAAAUGCAGAAUGGAAUGAACAACCCCCAGAUGCAGCAAGUAUUCCAGCAUGAGAUGAUGGCUCGCCCACAAAAUGAUGUUCCGCUCAACCCUCAAAUCGUGCAGCAAAUGGACACACUGCCAUACCCGCCGCCGAUUGCCGACGCUGUAAGACAAUCGAUGCCAGAAAACAUCAGGUCAUGGGGUCAACUGAAGGAAUGGGUCUCAAGGAACCCUAACCCGAUGCUGCCCAUGGAGAAGCUGACUCGGGUACAACGCAUUCAUUACGAGAAGCUUUCCGGUCAGCAACAAAACAAUGCUGCGAACCUCGGAAUGCCGAACGGUCAUCCGAAUGGUCCAGGGCAGCUUGGACCUGGUCAUCCAAAUGGCCAAGCACCUCAGGCUCCCAUGAUGCCCGCUGGCGGUACUCCGAAUCCGGGAAUGCAGCAGCGCAUGGCUGCCAUGCAAGCAGCUCAACGCCAGCGCUUGAUGAUGGCUAUACAGCAAGUGUCUGCUGCUGACAUUCAGCGCGUCAGGCAGCAAUACGGUCCAAGGGUAGCUAAUGCGAGCGACGAUCACCUGAGGCAACAGAUUGCCACUAUGCGGUUGCAGCAACAGCAGAAGGCGAUGGGACAACCGAACAUGCCAGGCAUGCCACCACAACCACCAAACAUGGGUAUGCCACAAGGCCCGAACAUGCAGCAGCCACCGCGGGUGCCUCAGCCUGGCCAACCUCAACCAGCUCCUCAAAUGAGUGGUCAGCAACCUCAGGGCCAAGCGAAGCAAGCACCUCAACCGAAGCAGCCUGGCAAUGCGACGCCCAAGGUCCAACCCCAACAGGGCUUGAAGAGGCCGUCGAGCGAUGAUGUCGUGGAAGUCGCCGACCCGAGCAAGCCACAGGCGCCUCCGAUGCAGCCGUCACAAUCCCAGCAACGUCCUCUGGGGAUGACGCAAGCGCAGUUCGAAAAAUUGACUCCCCAGCAGCAGCAGGUCUUGCGGCAAAAGCAGAUGGCCAUUCAGGCGGCUCAAGCUCAAACUCAAAAUCAAGGCCAGGGCGCUGCUGUCCAGGGCGCCGCUACCCAGAGCGGGCAGGAAAUUUCGACCGCCGAGAGAAAUGAAUUGACCAAGAAAUUCAUGAUGCUGUUGACUGAGGUCAGCCAGAGCGUGGGCCAGCGACCAGUCAUCGAGGUCCCUCCGGAGGCCAAGGCGGCCAUGGCACAGAAGCUCCGUGCUCAAGGCAACAUCAUCCAGGGCAUCGACAAGUUCAUGCUGGCAGAUUAUGUGAGGCAUCGUGACGACAAACGGACAAAGAAUAUCAUCAUGGUGCGACACCUCCUCUUUUCGCAGCUGGACGGCCAGCGACAACUCCGCGAACAGGUCACCAUCGAGCCGGCGAAUUUCGAGAAGCUUCUGCAUAACAUCGACGUGUUCAUGCGCCAGGUCGCAAAGGAGGCGCAGAACGACAAGAACGAGAAGAACGAAAAGAAGAGUAAGGCGGCCGAGACAGCUCAGGCUGACGGCGCACAGCCACAAGCUCAGCCAUCAGCAAAUGCUACUCAAGGACCCCAGUCGAAACUCAGCCACGCUAACCUUCAAGCGUUCCAAGACCACCAAGCAGCGAUCCUUCGCCGUCCGCAAUCUGGCAGCAAGCCUCCCGCAGCUCCGACUUCUUCGCAACCGCCGUUCUCCUUCUCCUCUCCUCAUGGCACUCCCGUCUACCCGCCCAACAGGCAGUCCGAACUUACGCCCGAGAAGCUUAAGUUGCCGGCCAAGAAGAAACAAAGGACGAGCGCCGACUCUACACCGGCCCAGGGAACGCCUAUCGCGACUUCCUCGCCACAAAUCGGCAAACUCAGUCCCGAAUUGCGCCGCGAUGCCAGCCAGCCGGGUCUGCCCGCCAAGCCGCGCUUCUCCUGCCCUCACCAAAUCUGCGACUUCAGUGCGCGGGGCUUUGAGACGAAGGAGGAACUUGAUGGACACAUGAAGGAGCAACAUGCGAAGAUUGAGGAUCCUCUUCAGUUUGCUGUCGAUAGCGUCGCCGAAGGUCUGGGCCUCAAUGCCGAUGGAAGCAGCAAAGCACCCAAGGUCGAUGCUGCCGCGGCCAACCGUAGCAAGCCUAUGUCAGUCGCGAAAGCACCAGCUCUCGCAGCGGCCAAGACCGGUCAGACUCCGAUUGUCAAGGCCGAGGCCGCAACUCCUGUCCCUGGCGGUGCAGCCGCAACCCCGAUGAAUCGGGUCCCGACUCAGACGGGUAUCAAGAGUUCUCCAUCGGCAAAUUUCAAGACGCCGCAGGCUGCAGGUAUCAAGACGCAAACUCCCGGCUCGGGUUCCGGUGCUAUUCCGAUGCACCGCACUCCCAGCAAGCUCGGCGUCUCCAAGGACAUUGCUGGCAAGCCCGUUGAUGGCACUUUGCCUGCCGGCGCCGUUGAUGGCCUUUUGAGCCCGCCGAAGGAUGCAACUGCUGCUGAUCCUUGGCGUAACUGCCCCCUUUCUCCAAAGGAGCUCAGCAACUUGUUUGACUUCGAGGAAGACAUUCUGGGUGAAGUUUGCUCCAUGCCCGCUGAGCAGUUUGUCUUCCAGCAUGACGGCCUCACUCCGACGACGACUCCGAGCCCCGCCGACACAGACAAGAGCGCCACGACGGCUACGAGCGACAUCUCGGAGAACGACAAGCUGAACAUCAAGAUCAGCGCCGAGGAUGGUCUCAGCUUCGACCAAUGGAAGCUGGAGUCUGAUAUGGAUUUCAGUCGGCAGAUGGACAAGCUGUUCAUGUUCGAUGAGGCGAGCGACGGCACGACGGGCUUGCCUGAGAUGAGCAUGGAUAUGGGCCCCAGCAACGACUUCUGGAGAGACAGGAUGGGCGAUCAGAAGAAGAUUCCCGGAUGGUCUUCGGAAGAGCUGGAGCCGCCAUUUGACUUUUUGAACGCGCCUAUCUACGACGAGGCGAGGGAUGUGCUGUUCGGACUUGACACGGCCAUGAUCGACGCUUCAUGA
Molecule: messenger RNA, 4737 nt
Organism: Aplosporella prunicola CBS 121167
Lineage: Eukaryota; Fungi; Ascomycota; Dothideomycetes; Botryosphaeriales; Aplosporellaceae
Exons: 4
Coding region: 1-4737 (1578 amino acids)
Biological process (GO): regulation of transcription by RNA polymerase II
Cellular component (GO): mediator complex
Molecular function (GO): transcription coregulator activity
Source: RefSeq, a predicted model, not a curated record